AUGAGCGACGCCGUGGCUAUGGAGGUAGCCCCCGCGACAGCAGAGCCAAGUACUACUCCAGUGGUAGCGUUGCCGCAACCAGGAGUACCUGCCGCGGCUGUUCCCGCGCCGGUUCCACCCUCAAACCAAAACAGCAGUGACAUCAGCGGGAGCGCGGGUGCUGCUGGUGCUCCUCCUCCCGCACCAGCCCCCCAUCCGGCAGCCUCCGCAGGCAAAUCGGAGGAUGACUCCAACGUCUCGUGGAACGACAUCAAGAGCGUGCAGAACCUGAUCGAGCGUUGCUUGCAGAAGUUCAUGACCCAGACGGAGAUCAUCGCGGCUCUUCAGGUCGAAGCAAAUGUGGACCCCUCUUUUACGUGCCUCGUCUGGCAAAAGCUCGAGCAACAGAACCCGGAGUUUUUUUUUUCGUACCACGCGCGGCUGAAGAUGCGGGAUCAGAUUGUAGCCUUUAACUACCUAGUGGACCAGCAGGUGUACCUCAUCAGAGUCACUUCCACGGGGAUGAUGCCCCCGGGCAUGCCUCCAGGGAUGCCGCCAGGUCUGCCCCCCGGGAUGCCUCCCAGUUUACAGCCCGGGAUGGUUCCCCACCACCCCCUGGCGCAGCAUCCGGGGUUCCCUCAAGGGAUUCCGCAGGCGGUGCCGGCACCGGGGGGUAUGCCAGGGGCUAUGCCAGGGCCUCCCGGAGCACCGGCUUUCCAGCAUCAACGACAGGAACCGCUGCCACCGCCACCGCCUCAAAUGCCGGUGCCCCCUGCGGCGUCGGCACCAGUCCCGGUGUCGAGUGCAGAAGCCAGCAGGAAUACUGCCACUGCUGCUGUUCCAGCGGGGGGCAGUGGGGCGGCCGGCUGCGGUGUGCAGUAUCCCCUGCCUGAACCGGCACAGGAGAAGAGGCCGCGGUGGCAGGGGCAGGGGCAGGGGCAGGGGCAGGGGCAGGGGCAGCGAACGUGGGCGGGGUUGUGCCACCGCCAGAGGCAUGCGUCGUAACGGCCCCUGGUUCUUCUCCCGCCCCUCUCGCUGAUGCUGAUGCUGGUGCAGCCGUUAGUGCCGCUGCUGCCGUUGCCGGUGCUACCGUUAGUGAGCCCGGUCCUGGCCCUGCUGCUGCCGCUAGCAAACCCGCUGCAGGCUCUGCCGCUGGCGUUGCCGAACCGCGGCUACCUGCGCAGCCGGAAACGAUAGCGGCACCGCAAGACAACGCAAUCACAGCAACAGCGGCGAUGGAGGCGGCGGCGACGGCGGCAGUUGAGGCAGGGGCUGCGGCGGCGGUGGCCGGGUUCGAGCCGCUGAGCGGAGAGGGCUUGGGGCUCGGAGCAGGUAUCCCACAAGGGACGACGGAAGAGACUGGUCGGAUGGAUGCAGGAGGCGCGAUGGACCCCGCAUCGUCAGCUGCUGCUACCGCUGCCAUGGCUGCCGCUGGUCCUGCCCCUGCAUCACAGGGCGCCUCCGCUCAUCCGACCGCGGAUAUUGGGGCUGCGGCAGCUCCGGGUGCUGAGGCGAUGGACGUCGAUGUCCACAUCGGCAACGAGGUUAUAAAGCCUUGAGCAUGUUCAUGAUGAUACAAUGGUGGGGCCGUUUUUUUGCGGCGCCUGGUAGUGUCGGCAGGGAGUGUGGUCACUUUCAGGGCAUGUGUCGCUAAACAAGGGGGUCGCUAAAACGUGCCUGCCACUGUAAAUAUGUAUUCUACCGUUCUUUGCGGCGGCAGCGCGAGAAAGUUUGGCACUAAAUAACGGCCAAUACGGCGAUGUUGUAGGUGGAAAAUUCUCGAUGCUAUGUAGGCUCGAAUAUAGAGGAAGCGGGAUGGUCGGGUGACGAAAGGGGGGACGUUUGCAGUUAUUUCAAGUUUCACGUAUCUAUGUAUGGUCAGUUUGGUGACCGUCGACGACGAUAACGACGACUUGAUACGGUACGACGGCGAUGCUUGUACAUAGUUAAAUCGGGAGGGUCUGAGAAUUUUGCCUCAGGUACCUUGUGUCAGCAGUUUUAGGACGCGUUCUUUGGAUCGGUUAGGCUUUUUUGCAUUUGUAGGAAAUAGACACUUGGCGUCGCAAGGUGUUCAACCUAGACGGCGGAUUGCCCACGUGGCAACGCCAACAACAAAGAAACCUCGAUGAUGCUACUUU
This is a messenger RNA of Ectocarpus siliculosus, 2117 nucleotides long. The record is from the annotation of a GenBank genome assembly. NCBI's taxonomy places the organism in Eukaryota, Phaeophyceae, Ectocarpales, Ectocarpaceae.